UGAGCGCCCGCCCGCCGCCCCGGGAAGCGCCGGCGGCGUCUCCUCCACGGGAACGACCGCGCUCUAUCCCCGACUCGCCGGCCGCUCCGCCCGCCGCGUGGAGGUGUUCUUGGAAAACGUGCUGGCACUUUGGAGCUGAGAAGGGACAUGAGGAGUAAAAGGACCCCGGAUCUCACUGGUCAGAAUGAAACAGAUGUUGAAAGAUUUUUCAAAUCUGUUGUUAGUAGUGCUCUGUGACUACGUUCUUGGCGAAGUGGAGUAUCUCCUGUUGGAGCACCCGGAUCAUGUAGCCUUCAGCAACGACACAGUGUCUGUGGAAUAUCAGUACUACAGUGGUGGUAAUGUGACAGCAGAGCAUGUGUCCAUCCUUUUGCUGGAUGCCAGCACCAGUGAGAUAAUUGCAAGAAAACAGCUUCCAGCAAAUCAGUCCCAGGGGACGGUGGUGUUUGAGUGUUACCAUUUCAAGAGUGCUGGUGAUUUCUUGUUCAGAAUGGUCUCUCCCAGUGACAACAGCAGUGCUGCCCAGUGGAGCAGUAGCAGCAUGUCCACCCUCCGUGUGGAAUGGCCUGUAUUUCACAUUGAUUUGAACAGGAGUUCAGAGGUGCUUGGGAACUCCCUUAAGGUUGGACUUUUUACAAAUGAGCAGUUAUGUGCCAUGAACAAGACUGUGAUUUCACUGGAUGUAAUAUUCACCAGCACCCUUUAUGAAUUCAGAAGAGUAAGCUCUGAUGAAACUCUGGGCAUUAGAACUAGGAAGGGAAUCCCCCUGUCUAGGUCCCAGUGGGUAGAGUUUGAUUGCCCACCCAUUGGUCAAGAAAUAUAUAUCACUGUGUUACUGAAAUCAUUAGAAACACAUUCCAUCAUCGCCUCCAUAGGACCUGUAGAUCUCCUUCACAAAUUUGGAUACAGACUGGUUGUGGCAGCAGAAGACACAUGCAAAACUUUGGUUCAGGUCUUCGUAAUCUCUCCACCGUGCACUUCUAUCAAUGGAAAAAUCGUUGUUUAUAAAGAGGCUCUCAAGCAUCCGAGUCAAAGAACAACUUGGCUGUAUGAAAACAUCCUUCACCCAGGAGACAACAGAACAGAAUUUAACUGCACUUUGUUUGAUGUGGGGAAGAACAAAUACUGCUUUGACCUCCUCCACUUCUCAAACCGAAGCUAUUUUCCAGCAAGAGUUAAGGAGUGUAUUCUGAUCCAAAGGAAUAUAGAAACGUGGAGCCGGUGGCAGCCCUGGAGCCCGUGCAGUGUCACCUGUGGGGACGGCAUCCGGGAGCGCUUCCGAGAGUGCCUCACCUCCUCGCCGGCAAAACCAGGCUGCGCUGGAUCGCCAAGGGAGACUUCCCUGUGCUCGCUGGAGGAGUGUGUGUCUGUCCAGCCUCCCACCCCACCAUCUGUUCAGCCAGGAGAGGACCAGAAAGCAAAUAAUAUAGUUACCAUCACAGGUAUCUCACUAUGUUUGUUCAUCAUCUUUGCCACUGUUCUUAUCACCCUCUGGAGGAAGCUCUGCAGAGCUCAGAAAUGCAGCACCGCUGUCCGACGGAACUCUGUCCAUUCCCCUGGCUUCCGGAAAAACUCUGACGAGGAGAACAUCUGCCAAGGCAACAAGCAACGGGACAGCUUUGCUGAAGGGGGAGACGCCCCUGUCAACAUUCCCCUAACUUACAGGCGAAGCCUCCAAUUUGCCCAAGAAGAUGAUGCCUCUGGAAGUGAAAACUUUCAGCCAAAUGCCCAAAAAAUAAUCCCUCCAAUUUUCAGCUACCGCCUGGCACAGCAGCAGCUGAAAGAGAUGAAGAAGAAAGGCCUGACGGAGACCACUAAGGUGUACCACGUCUCUCAGAAUCCUCUCACGGACACGGUUCUUGGUGCCACCACGAUGCUUCCCCUGAGCGGGGAAAACCAAGAGGAGGCAGCAGCAAACAAAUUUCGGAUCAAAUCUCCAUUUCUGGAACAGCCAGCCAGUCAGCCCAAGUUCCUGGGAGAAGGCUCUCACCCUAGGCUGGAUUUUCCAUUCUCACAGGCCAAUCCUGCAAUGAGCCCUACCCAAACCUUGGUCAGAAGAGGUCAUUUCAAGCACCAGGAUAACAGGGUGGACUUGCCUGAGAGGGGCUGUCAUAGAAACUCACAGUUCAGAAGAACAGCUAGUUUCCAUGAAACUAAAAAGGCCAGGCCUUUCAGAGAGAGAAGCAUGUCCACUCUCACACCCCGACAGACUCCUCUCUACAACUCCAGGACCAGGACAUGGGACCAGGGUCUGGAGGGCAGGAUACGGCCAAAAUCAAGAAAUACUAAUCCAGCUUGUGAAAAGCUGGAUCAGCCCCACAGCACUGUGCUGGCAUGUGAACCACAGGGCCAUGGCACAAAGACCCACCACAGGGCAGGGCCCCCGGUGAGGAAGCUGGACCUGAUCACGGACCGCCAGCCUGCUGGUCAGGAGAAAGCAGCUGAGAAGCCUGAGCCCAGCCGAAGUAAGAGGGGCCCUUCACCUAACCCCAAAGGUGUGUGGCGGAAAGAAACAGGCCCAAAUGGCAAAGAUAAUUCCCAGAGAGGCCUAAGUGUCAGCCCUGCCCAGUAUCGAAGGGACAAGUGCCAGAGCUUCCCGUUGGACCCUGAGUUUGCCUUUUAUGACAAUUCUACUUUUGGCUUAACGGAGGCAGAGCAGCAGAUGAUCGACCUCCCUGGGUAUUUUGGCUCAAAUGAAGAGGAUGAAACAAGUACUCUGAGCAUUGAGAAGCUGGUGAUCUGAGUGACUCAUUGCGGCGCUGCAGGAGUGGUGUGCGUGGGAGAGGAUCUGCAGGAUUGGUUGGCUUCUGGUGGAAGAAAGAGCAGGAAUCAUGUUACUUCCACACACAGCAGGAGGGAAUAAUGCCCUGGGUCUGGCUUGUAGGAACAUACUCCUUUCAAAUUACUGAAAAGUGCUUUCAUAUAAUUUUUUUUUUGUAUGUGUGUACGAGACACACAAAGUACCCUGGGAAAGAAUGUGUUAGGUAAGGUGUGGCACAGGAAUAGCCAAUAGAUUUUAUUGUGUAAAGCAGUCAUGUUUUGUGCAUCAUACCUGGUGAGUGCCACUGACAUUUCCCACCUUGUGCACUGUGUACUGGUAGACUGUGAGAUACUGAUGCAUCCACUGUCCAGCACCCUCAACUAUCUGCCCUGGUUAGUGAAUCAUUUCUCAUCUAGAAAACACAAAGCUCAAGCUGUGGGAAGUUUUCAUCAUUUUUCUGAUAGUGAUCAGUGAACUGUGUUGAUUUGUCAUUGUUGCUCAGAUAACUGAGCAACAAUUUGUCAUUGUUGCUCAUAUGGUGGGGAGUUUUUAGCUGGUUGCAUCAAAGUGCAAACAACUGAUGCUGAAUACUGGGUGAAUUUAAAAUUGAGGAGGCAUUUUCAUCAUUCAAGACUUUGAUAUUUUCUUACUGUCAAUGUUUAUAUCAAGAAAACAAUAGACAAAUAUUUGCAGGAAAUUAGUACAAAAGGCAUGCUACAGGGAGG
Molecule: messenger RNA, 3486 nt
Organism: Pseudopodoces humilis (Tibetan ground-tit)
Lineage: Eukaryota; Metazoa; Chordata; Aves; Passeriformes; Paridae
Gene: THSD1
Product: thrombospondin type 1 domain containing 1
Cellular component (GO): cell periphery; cell surface
Source: RefSeq, a predicted model, not a curated record